AUGUUGGACAUCAAUGCCUUUCUUGCUGAAAAAGGCGGUAACCCUAAUGAGAUAAGGGAAUCGCAGAAGAAAAGAGGGGAUAAAGUUGAAAUAGUGGAUGAAGUUAUUGAAGACUAUAAGAACUGGACUAAAAUCAGAUUUGAGUUAGAUGCUGUUAAUAAGCAAGUAAAUGCUGUCCAGAAACAAAUUGGACAAAAAUUUAAAGCUAAAGAAGAUGCCAGUGAAUUAUUGGCUGAGAAAGAAAAGUUGGCGUCUAAGAAGAAGGAAUUAGUAGAGGCUGAACAAAAAGCUGACGUUGACUUGAGAUAUAAAGUUAACCAAGUUGGAAACAUUGUUCACAAAUCUGUCGUAGUUUCUCAGGAUGAGGAUAACAAUGAGCUUGUACGUACAUGGAUGCCUGAGGGUGUCAAAGAAGUUGAUUCUAUCGCAACUGCAACAGGAGAGCCAGCCAAGUUAUCUCACCAUGAAGUCUUAUUGAGAUUGGAUGGUUAUGAUCCAGAAAGAGGUGUCAGAAUUGUAGGGCAUCGUGGUUACUUCCUUAGGAACUACGGAGUUUUCUUGAAUCAGGCUUUGAUUAACUACGGUUUGAGCUUCUUAGCCUCGAAUGAUUAUACCCCUUUACAGGCUCCUGUUAUGAUGAACAAGGAUAUUAUGGCUAAAACAGCUCAAUUAUCUGAGUUUGACGAAGAAUUAUACAAGGUCAUUGACGGUGACGACGAAAAGUAUUUGAUAGCAACAUCAGAACAGCCAAUUUCAGCUUAUCACGCUGGAGAGUGGUUUGAGUCACCACAGGAACAAUUGCCGGUUAGAUAUGCUGGUUAUUCAUCAUGCUUCCGUAGGGAAGCUGGAUCUCAUGGAAAAGAUGCAUGGGGUAUUUUCAGAGUUCAUGCCUUUGAAAAGAUAGAACAAUUCGUUUUGACGGAGCCGGAUAAAUCAUGGGAAGAGUUUGACAGAAUGAUUGGAUUAUCCGAAAAAUUCUAUCAAUCUUUAGGUUUACCAUACAGAGUUGUUGGUAUUGUUUCAGGAGAAUUGAACAAUGCUGCAGCUAAGAAAUAUGACUUGGAAGCUUGGUUUCCUUAUCAGAAGGAAUAUAAAGAAUUGGUGUCCUGCUCAAACUGUACCGAUUACCAGUCUCGUAAUUUAGAAAUUAGAUGUGGAAUUAAACAACAAAACCAAACCGAAAAGAAGUAUGUUCACUGUUUAAACUCGACUUUGUCGGCCACACAAAGAGCGUUGUGUUGUAUUUUAGAAAACUAUCAAAAGGAAGAUGGUUUGGUAGUUCCUGAGGUUUUAAGGAAAUACAUUCCUGGUGAGCCCACGUUCAUCCCAUAUGCUAAAGAGUUGCCAAAGAAUUCAACAUCAAAUAAGAAAAAGAAGUAA
Messenger RNA from Priceomyces carsonii, 1380 nucleotides. RefSeq names its product serine--tRNA ligase (gene SES1). The transcript has a single exon. NCBI's taxonomy places the organism in Eukaryota, Fungi, Ascomycota, Pichiomycetes, Serinales, Debaryomycetaceae. The coding region runs from base 1 to 1380 and encodes 459 amino acids. Gene Ontology annotation, cellular component: cytosol. Gene Ontology annotation, biological process: seryl-tRNA aminoacylation. The record is from RefSeq and is a predicted model, not a curated record. Gene Ontology annotation, molecular function: serine-tRNA ligase activity; tRNA binding; ATP binding.